Molecule: messenger RNA, 2066 nt
Organism: Centrocercus urophasianus (Greater sage-grouse)
Lineage: Eukaryota; Metazoa; Chordata; Aves; Galliformes; Phasianidae
Gene: FEZ2
Product: fasciculation and elongation protein zeta 2
Exons: 8
Coding region: 22-1050 (342 amino acids)
Cellular component (GO): axon; cytoplasm
Source: RefSeq, a predicted model, not a curated record
CCGGCGUCUCCAGCUGCGGCGAUGGCGGCGGCGGCUUCGCAGCGAGACCCGGGGGACUGGCAGGACUUCUCGGGCUUCCAGCCCUCGGCGGGGAGCGCUCCUGAAACCGCCAGAGGCGACAAAGGCGGAUGGGAUCUGGGAACGAAGUUGUCCCUCUGCUUCGAGCCCCCCCCGGCCCGCGGUGCCGGUUGCUGCGAGAGCCGCGUUCCGCUGCGGCCGCUCACGGAGCAGAGCGCGCUGCAGGACGACGAGAUUUGGAAUGCUUUGACUGAUAAUUAUGGAAACGUAAUGCCAGUUGACUGGAAAUCUUCCCACACCAGAGCUUUGCACUUGCCAACUCUGAACCUUUCAGAAAAAGGGGUAAAUGAUAACUUAAACCUUGACCUGUCAGAUGAUGAAGAGCUGAGAGAACAGCUGGAUAUGCAUUCCAUCAUUGUUUCCUGCAUCAAUGAUGAGCCACUGUUCACAGCAGAACAGGUGAUUGAAGAAAUAGAAGAAAUGAUGCAGGAAUCUCCUGAUCCCGAAGAUGAUGAAACACCUACUCAGUCCGACCGUCUCUCCAUGCUUUCCCAGGAAAUUCAAACACUCAAGAGAUCCAGUACAAACAACAGCUACGAGGAGAGAGUAAAAAGAUUGUCUGUUGCUGAGUUAAAUGAACUGCUAGAAGAAAUUGAGACUGCUAUUAAGGAUUAUUCUGAGGAGCUGGUGCAGCAGUUGGCACUGCGGGAUGAGUUGGAGUUCGAGAAGGAAGUGAAAAACAGCUUCAUUUCUGUCCUCAUCGAAGUACAAAAUAAACAGAGAGAGCACAAAGAAACAGCAAAGAAGAAAAAGAAGCUGAAAAAUGGUAGCCCUCAGAAUGGGAAGCAAGAAAGAGGUCAUAUGCCUGGAACAUAUUUAACAACCGUCAUCCCUUAUGAGAAGAAAAAUGGCCCCCCAUCUGUUGAAGAUCUUCAAACAUUAACCAAAAUCCUUCAUGCCAUGAAAGAAGAUAGCGAGAAAGUGCCAAGCUUGUUAACAGACUAUAUUUUAAAGGUUCUGUGUCCUACAUGAAGAGGGCUGCCUUUCAGAAUUAACCGUGUUCCUUCCUAUGAUGAGAAGCUUUCCAUGGAAAUAACUCAUAGUAUUUUCUUCCAUUUGGUACUAUACCUAAACCAGUACCCAUUUACCUCCUUUGUGUGUGCGUGGAUUUUCUGAUCCUACAUUAAGUCUUCUGGGCAUGACAACUCAUCCAUUUUAACCUAAUAGUGCAAUGAACUGGAGCAGGGAACAAAAACUGUACAGUUUUUCUCGCAUUGUUCUGGCUUUUUAAAGUCUCUUUUUACACUGUAUAGCAUGGAAAUCCUCCUGCACAUUUUGUUGUGGGAAGGAAAAGUAACCUUUGAAUAGUGUAAAUAACAUAAGCCUAAUUGUAAGGAAUCCGUAUUUAAAACAUCCUUAAUUCCUGGAGCAAAAAUGUAAAAAGAAUUUUCAUUGUACAGACCCAACAAAACGAUUCAGAUGAGUUCUUCAGGAAGCACUCUGGGACAGUGCUGGUGGACAUUUGUUUUCAACGGUUCUUUUAAACAUUAUCUUUGAGCUAUACAACAGUAAUGUUCACAGAGUGAACAAUUCCUUAUUCUUUAAUGGUUUGGCAUAAGUAAUUGGUGUGUUACUUAUCUUUGUUAUCUAACAUAACCAUCAGAGUAAUGUAAUUUUUCAUAUUUAAUUGCUGUUUUUGUUUUAAUUGUUAAUGUUCACGUGGCUCAGAUAUUCUCUCAUAUUGCUGCUAUAAUUUUACUGGUUUUAAUACGCGUUUGAUCUUAAUGGAUAUGAUUAAGUAUAUAAGCAUUUUGAAAGGCUAUAUCUUUUUAAAAAUACAUGUACAGUUUGGAAAAAACUUGCACCUGGGUUCCAAGUUAGUAUUAUAUCAAGACUUUGGUCAUUGUGUAUCUCUGAACUUUACUACAAAUCUUUCUUGUAUGCUCUGUGAUGAUGUAUCUGCAUUCAAACAGAUGAGAAUGUAUUUUGCAAAUCCUGUAAAAGAAACAUACCCUGCGAUCUCCAUAUUAAAUAUUUGCCACAAAUCA